GUGGUGGAUUGUUGUCAUGUUUCAAUGGGAGUGGGUUUUCUGGGAUGGUGAAUGGUUUUGGUGUCUCUGAUUCAGUGAAUCAGCAGCAAAAUGUAGUGAAGAUUGAGAAUCAAGAACAGAAGGGGGGUUUUCAUGGUGUUAGGGCUUCAAGCAAUGAGUCUGGUGAGGCUGAGUUCAGUGGAGGUGGUCAAGAGGAGAUUCAUGGUUCAGGGAGUGCAGCUGGUGAUUCUUCUUCCAAAGAAGUUGGUUUCAAGAAGAGGAAAAGAUCCAAUCAGGAUGAGAUUGAAUUGGAGAAAACACACAGUUGCCCUCAAUUGUGUGUCGAAACAACAAAAGAGAACGACGAAAUCAAAGGGAAGGGUCUGCAGAACACUGCAAGCAUUUCUCCAGCAAAACAAGUAGGGAAACAAGCUAAAGAUAACUCUGAUUCACCAAAAGAGGAUUACAUUCAUGUCAGAGCACGGCGCGGCCAAGCCACAAAUAGCCAUAGCCUUGCAGAAAGAGUGAGAAGAGAGAAGAUAAGUGAAAGGAUGAAACUUCUUCAAGAUCUUGUCCCUGGUUGCAGUAAAGUCACCGGAAAGGCGGUAAUGCUAGAUGAGAUCAUCAAUUAUGUUCAAUCACUACAACGGCAAGUCGAAUUUCUGUCGAUGAAGCUUGCUGCUGUUAAUCCAAGGCUGGAUUUCAACAUUGAAGGGAUUCUGGCCAAAGAUCUGCUUCAAUUCCAAGGUGGCUUUUCAGCAGAAAUGAUUCAUCCUCAGUAUCAUCCAUCUCAACAAGGAUUUAUCCAAGCUGGAAUUCCUGCAAUGGUUAACCCUCCUGAUGCACUUAGAAAAGCAUUAAACAGUCAAUUGAGCACGAUGAAUCUAUACAAGGAGCCAACAACUCAGGUGCCAAACACAUGGGAUGAGGAGCUCCGCAAUGUUGUCCAGAUGACAUUCAGUGCUAAUCCCACUAUUGCUGAAAAACCUCGAGACGGUUUUCCUAUAUAAGCCCGUGUUCCCGAAGAUCCAACCUGAUGCUUGUAUAGCAAAUUUACAAGUUCAGUUGCAACUUUUCUGAUGAAAUUCACUGAAAAUUCUGAAAAAGAUUUCAUCCAUUGGUCCUGCAUUUACAGUUAAAAAUCUUUUGUUCUAAUGGAUGUAUCAGUAUUCCCAUUCC
Dioscorea cayenensis subsp. rotundata (Guinea yam) is the source of this 1158-nucleotide messenger RNA. Its product is annotated as transcription factor bHLH49-like. Gene Ontology annotation, molecular function: protein dimerization activity; DNA-binding transcription factor activity. Gene Ontology annotation, cellular component: nucleus. The transcript has 7 exons. The coding region runs from base 45 to 989 and encodes 314 amino acids. The record is from RefSeq and is a predicted model, not a curated record. Lineage: Eukaryota; Viridiplantae; Streptophyta; Magnoliopsida; Dioscoreales; Dioscoreaceae. Gene Ontology annotation, biological process: regulation of DNA-templated transcription.